CAUAUUGAUAUCUUUAUUAAAGUUUGUGGAUUCAUAGUGUUACUCAUAAUUUGAAAAGUUGUUUGUUUUUGUGACUUAUCGGGUUUAAGCGUGUCGUGUCCGUAUUUUCUGUGCGUUUUGGACUUGAUAAAACAGGUUAUCGCUGAUUUUGGCGGGAUUGCAGCUUAGAGUGCAGCGAGACAUAGGAACGCUUUGGAAACGUAGUUUUUUCGGUAAUAUGUUAAGGGACAAAAUGCCUUAGUAACACUCGGACAUGAUAGUAGUGUUUUUGUGUUGUAUGAUGAAAUUAGUGGAAUUUUCGGUUGGAAAACCGAUUGGAGACGUCCGGAAACAGAGGAGGAGGAGAUAUGUGAGGAGAAGAGGCAAGGGGAUGAACGAGGGUGUCGUCCCCAAAGGGGUCACGCCAGACUCCGACUGUAACAGCAACCAUCCCAAUUCGGCCAGUUUCUUAUCUGUUUCUUCUCAAGAUGUUGACUUCGUACAAGACAACUCGGACUAUCAAUGGUUUCUCGAUUAUGGAUAUCGAGAUGGAGGAACGAAUCACCACACUAGCCUUCUCUCACUUCCUGAAUCUUACGAAGCCGGAGAUCUCAACUAUUACGAUGCCUUCUCUAAAAACAUGGACGCCAAUUUGGCGGAAGCCGAUAUGGAAAGUUUCAGGACCGAAGACAUACACGCCCUCCUCACCAAUUUACCGCCAAUGUGUACUGACCAUCUAAGUCAAGAGAACCACCGCCAAGGAGAGUGCUACGCCAGCGUAUCGGGAUCGAUGAUGGCCAAGUUCGAUUUCGACAGCUCCAUAAGCCCCCACAGCAGCUCGCAGGGCGAAGAUUCAACGUCCAUGUCCAUCUGCAAGUCCGAGUUGCUCUUCAGCCCCGUGAGGGAGGUCCCGGUUCCGGGGGCGAACUACAGCGUAGAUUCUCUCGAUUGCGACUUCCAAGACAUGAUGCUGACGUGCCAGGCGAACAAGGACAAUUACACCAUAGCCUUCGAAGGGUCCCUGACAAUGUACUCGGAGGAAUCUGAGUUCAAUGGAACGGAGAAAUCUGACGAGCACUCCAACAGCGCGCACUUCUCCAAUGACCUAAAGGCUCAAGCCAAAAAUAUCAAAAAGUUAUCUAAUGCACUACCAAUGACGCAGUCAGACUCAGGAAGUUUCACGACGUGGAGCAAAUUGAAAAAAGCUGGAGGAGAUAACCAGGUUCGAAGACAUCCUUCCGGUAACAAUAACAAUUCAGGUGAUGAUGCUACCCACUUAGGACUGAAUGACAAUACGGCCAAGAGUCAAAGCAUGCCGAACCUCUACAAGCAAAAGUUGAUAAAGAGUCUGAUGCAAAACAAUAUUCUGCAAAACACAAAAAAUGCGUCGGACGUUUCUACGUUGAAGAGGAAACGAGUUAAAGUCUUUGACAUCCAGCACCAUACACAAACGAACAGUGGUAGCGGUGCUAGUAUAUCAGACAUGGCAACUUCGAUCGAUGCUAGUUCCAGUGAGAAUAUUUCUAAUACCAAACAACCUAACUUCAGCUUGGUGAAACUAUUCAUGAAACAAAAAAGUUUGAGUACUGAAGGUAUGUCAACAACAGCAGACCAACUAUCAUCUUCUGAAAACUGGCCUGGGACGCAAUCGGUUGAAAGCAAUUGCUCGGAAACAAAAUCGGCAGAUCAUCAGAGAUACUUGGACCAUAGCCACGAGAACAAAAUUGGGGAAAGCGUUACCAAAAUCCACGGCUACAUCGCUGAAGAGCCGGAGGAUGAAUUGACCAAGAAGGAAGACAUAUCGAGACUGGACUGCAGUAAGAAAUCUUUGAACAACAAUAAUAGUUUUUGCGACAUCAAGAGAACGGAAUCACCAAUCAAGAAAAGUCACCUGAAGUCAACGAAAAAUGACGCUAUAAACAGGAGCAUACAGACCUCUAACUUCUCCGAGAUCAUCAACCUGAAGAACGUAGGAAAAGCUGCUCCUCCAAAAGUGCAAGAACCGGUCAAGGUGGUUGAGCCCUCCUUCUUAAACAAGCUGAAAAAGGAGGGGGAGGUAGAGAAACCAGUUUACGUAAUUUAUCCAAACUAUGUCUUACCCAACUUGGAUUUCCUGAAUGAGAAGGAAGAAGACGUUGCAAAGAUUCUUCUGAUGCCGCAGAGGCCACCGCCAGUUACCACCCAAAGGAAAAGACCGUUCAGUUGCAAUGAUUUAGAGACGCUGCGAGCCAAAGGAUUCAGUCACGUUAAGGAUUGGGAUUCUUUGAACUUCCUCCUACCACCGGAAUGUAGAGAAAUACUUUCUGAUAUCCCGGAAGUGGCAGAAUAUAUCAAACGAACGUCGAGCGUCAAACAGCCACCGCCAAGAACAUCAAGAACAAAGAGACGACCAGUCAGUUGCGAUUACACCGAGCGAGGUUUCGUUUCUAACCAAACAAACAUUUCUUCUAGUUCCAGUACAGCCACACAGCCAAGUUCUGGAUACAGAGGAUCUUCCACAAUUCUCAACGAUUCUCAAAAUAGUCCAGCUCCAGGCAAUAACCUGAAUCCUUUGUUUGUAUAUAGGUACGACAGUGUAACAAGUUCUGAAGCUAGUUUCAUGCAGAAUGAUAGACAGAGAAGCAUAACCACAGCUCCUCCCCUAACCAAAAGAUGCGUUAGUGUAACUCAUGGAGAAAUAAUUCCUCCAAGACCUCCUUUACCAAAGAACAUUCUCUCUAAAGAUCCCAAAAGAUUCAGUCUUUGUGAAACGAAUACUGAUCCCCCAGUUUUCGAAGAUAACAAAUACAAGAGGAUAUCUCUUCAAGAACCUUACUACCUAGCUAGAAACAAAAGACUCUCGGAAACUGAAGAUGAAGGUGUAGACGCAGGAACAUCCAGCAGCAGUAUGGAUGAGCACGAACCGCCCGUCACUACCAGAUCUAAAUCCAACAGGCUAUUUCCAAACAUGAGUAUCGACGAAUUGACGCAAUUCGAAGAGUUCUUGAAAUGCAGCGGAAUCUCUUCUUCGGAUCCUGAAGAACUAAGUGACGAAAACAUGACGCAACUCAGGUCUUACGUCAGUAGAUUUCUGUCGCUGAAGAUGAACCAGGAAGGAGGAGAGUUUUUCGGAGGAAAGAAGACUGUGAGCUUCGCUGAGAAAGUCAACGUGCUGCCGAAAAAUUUGGAGGUUAAGCCGACCUUCUUGGCUCCCAAUAACUCACCAAACGUUUCUGCUUUCAGCCAUCAGAAAAAUUAUCAGAAUGCUCAAGAUGGCAGAGAAGUAGAUGCUACGUAUUCUAGUCCACAAACCACCCCGAUACAUCGACAGUCGUACAACAUGGUGCAAAAAUGGUCACUCGUGAACGGUGUGACAAACGCGGUAGAUCUGUUGGUCAAACAUUUCUCCUCAGCUUCAAACCAAGCUGAACUAACAGCUUUAGGAGACUCAAGCUUGAAUCCUACAUGUGCUAAAAUAGCUUUAACCCACCUUUGUCCAGCUUUGUAUGCGGUUUUGAGCGAUGGACUGAAACCUAACCUAGAAACCAGCUUUGGUGCAAUCAAUAACUCUGUAUGGCAAGUUGUCGAAGCUUCAGCCAAACAAGGUCCCCUGACAAAAGCGUUGAACGAAUUGGUCAUGAGAAUAAACAGUGAAGACGCCAUCACGGAGGGUCUAGUCAAGUUUAAUACCUUUGUUUUCGGCUUGUUGAAUGUUAGGUCACUUGACGCUUGGGCAAGCUAUUUGAGAACACGAGAGAGUGUUUUGAAAAAACAUUACGAUUACGAUUCACUUCUAAUCUUAUCACACACUGGCGGUUCUAACGUUCGAGUGCUUUUGGAUAAAUUGAUCACCGCUUUGCAACCCUUAGCAGUUUAUCCUUUCCAACUUGAUCUCUUUUAUGAGACGAAACAACUGCAUAUGAGUCUCAAGAGAAUGGAAACCCUUAGUCCAACACAUAAGCUGUCCUUCAAGCAGUGGAAUAACGCAGGUCUUUCCAUGCAAAGCAAUAAAUCUAACUCUGACUCUGAAGAAGCAUCGGCGGCUACAACCGUGCGACAUAGAUCGGGAUAUCAGGAGGAGGAAAACCUACCAGAUAUACUCAACAGCUCCGCCACAACGAAAAUCAAGAGCAGGAGUGAGAAAGAGCGACCCAGGUCAUGCUGCGACCCUGGAUCUUUAGGAAAACCAAGUUUCAAGCUUGGUGAAGACGUUACUAGUAUAGCGAAGAAGAGGUGGUCUGGCAUCGCCUUGAAUUCGAAGUUGUAUCAGGUUUACGACAGGUUAGCUAGAGAAGAUGAUGAGGAAUAUACUGAUAGCUUAGAGAACACCAACAAUAUGAGGGUCGAAGAAUGCGAGGACAAUAACUCCGAUGAAAACAUCCCCCAAAUCCAACCGGAAUCACUUGAAUACGCUGCAAAUGAAGAAGGUAAACCUCUCAACGGAAAACGGUUCAAGAAACUCCAGCAACGGUGGGAGAUGCUCAGUGGCAAAGACCAAGCCUUUUCUCCCCCUCUCUCUCCAACCCAUACACCAAAUACACCUACACCAAAUACCCCUAGCAAAUCUAGGAUACCAAGACUCAUAACGUCUCCAGUUAAACCAGUAUCAGGCAUACCAGUCGCUGUAUGUCAAGGAGCAAAAGCUUCUAAUGGUAAGGGCAGUCAAAAGAAAGUGACAACGCCCCCUAAUCCUAAACCUCCGAUCACGAACAAGAUGGGAUCAGCAAAAAAUUCCCCAGCUAGAAAAACGCCAGUGACAAAUACCAGAACAAGUAGAGUGGAUCAAGUAGAGACUGGUAAUGACAACAACAAGCACCCACCAAGACCAAGCAGUCUACCGUAUAAACCAGCAGCACAAAACAGCAAAUCUUCUAAGGUACCGCCUAGGAGAGCUGCAUCUAGCUCUUUGAAUAGGAAACCACUCUCAAUUCACUCAAAAACUCCCAAGGUUGUGAGAACGUUAUCUCACAGAUUGCCAUCUGAAAGUGGCCAUCUGUCGUAUAACGAGGGCGAGAACCUGAAGGUCAUACUGAGGGUGGACGACAAAUGGUUGCUUUGUUGUAGAGGUACCCAAAAAGGCCUGGUACCAGUCUCUGCUGUCAUAUCAGCAGACGUAGGAACCUUCUGAUGAAAGCAUUUUCCCUUGUAAAUAAACUCAUUGGCAUUUUUUCAGUUGUACAUUUUUUAUACAAACUGCAAAUUGUAUUUUAUAGAGUGGGGAAUAUUUUUACGAAGUGAUUUUGAGGGCCUUCUUUUUUAGUUAUGGCAUAAUUUGACACCUGAAAUGUCAAUGAUGAUCACGCCCAUCUUGUAUGUAAUCUAUAUCAUAAUCUAUCUAAAAUGUCUCGAAAUGAUUCGAAAAUUUAUUUAUUGAUAUUGUAGGUUGAAAAAAAAUUCAAAUUUAAUUUGAUGAAUUAAUUAUUCAUUAGGAGGAAAUUGUUCCGAAAGUAUUGCGCUACGAUAUUAUUACAGCUUUUUAAUGUUGUAAUACGCUAUUUUGAUAUUAUUUUAUCACUCAUCCUGCUUCUUGUACCAAGUGGAUCUAAUGUACUUAAUGAAUAACAUCUGAAGAAAAACAUAAAAACAAAUAACUAUGGAAAUAAUAAAAUAACGUAUGUUUUUCUAAUAUGAGCACAUACCUAGUAAUUAACUCAUGUUUUUCAUCAGUUGGAAGGUAAAUUUUUUCUUCAAUUUUUUCUACCAGUUGGAGAACUGAAAUAGUAAUGAAAUAUAUAUAUUUCUUUUAGGUGCUAUGAGUAUCCUUGCAAUUAUUCCUUAGAAUUAUUCGUUUUCGUACCAUUUUUGAAGGUCCGUUUUUGUUUAUUGGUGGUUGGUUCUUUCUUUGGGAGUUUCUGUUCGAUUUGUUCGGUGUUGGUCUUGUAUUUGAAUUUCAUUUGUUUUAAUUGGUUUAACGAUAUCUUUUGAGAUUUUUUUUUCGUUGAAAUAUGAAAAAUGGAAAAGAUUUCCAUUUGGAUUAAGUAGUAGCUUUACUUCAUUGUAUUAAUCCUAUCAUCAAAUUGGUUUUAUUUAGAGCCAUUUAAAUUAUUAAAAAAAUCCCUUCCCGGAUCCUAUCCUUGCAUGCUAACGGUGUUGGUGGCUAUACCUAUUUAACCCUAAGAAAAGCUCUUCCUCAAAUCACUAACACUUAAACAUCCAAAAGCCUCUCCUUGCAUGUUAAAUUCUUCACCGGUUAGAGGGGAGCAAGAUAAAUGUAGGAAGCUGUUUUGACAUUCCUAAAUUUUUUCCACAAUCUCAAUCCAACGUAGAGAAAAGUUUCAAAUUUUCAACGCUUAGUAUUCUUGAAAUCUUCAAUUUGCAUCUCAAUAGUUAGUUUGUCUUUUGCUAACUUUGGCAGAGGUGUAUGCACCUUGCUCUGUAUUUUCAUUUUAAACUUUCUAAGCACCGAAUCAAGCGUGGUCCAAGUAUUAGAAUGAAUACCAGUAGGAUCCAACCUUGUGAAGAAUUCUAUUACCUUAGGAUCUGCAGAAAUGGUUUCGAAAAGGAAUAAUCUUAGUAUCUUAGGAAUCUUCAAUGUUGAGGUUGAACCACUAUAAACCGGUUCGAAAAUAUCAUUGUAAAUUUCCAUCAAACACUUUGGAAAAUGUGAUAAGUUACUGGUAAUUAAAUAGACUAAAAGGAAUAGAUGUUAUUGUUUCGAAUGUUAUGAAAAUAUCAAUAACUUUUUUUCAUUCGCGAUGUUUUUUCAAUUUGUCAGUUAAUUUCGUUUGAAAAAUUGUAUUUUUGAAAGGAAAACUAACUGAACUGAAGAUCGUAGUUGAAUUCGAUAUUUAUGUCUCUAGCAGACUGAUAUUUUUGACUCGCAGGUACUUGGAAUUGAUUUUGAAAUUUUUGAUUUGUAUAUAGAGCAAUGAAAAUUGAUGUAAAUAUCCUACUGGAGACUUUCUUUUUUAUAAUUUACGGGAGCAAGAUUACCAUAUUUGCGGUGCCAUGACACCCGUUACCAUAAUAUAAUAUCGUUAUGUAUAAAACUUUGUUGAAUAGCUUUAAAUUGAUUUUAUUAUUAAUUUAAGUUGACCAUUAGUCUGUAACUUAGCCAGGAUGAUAAUAAUAAACCAUUAUUGCAAA
Coccinella septempunctata (seven-spotted ladybird) is the source of this 7044-nucleotide messenger RNA. RefSeq lists its product as uncharacterized. Gene Ontology annotation, molecular function: protein binding. The record is from RefSeq and is a predicted model, not a curated record. NCBI's taxonomy places the organism in Eukaryota, Metazoa, Arthropoda, Insecta, Coleoptera, Coccinellidae. Bases 254 to 5086 code for a protein of 1610 amino acids. Gene Ontology annotation, cellular component: cytoplasmic vesicle. The transcript is spliced from 13 exons.